AUGGUAUGUCGAGCAGUAUUCGACACCUACAGACGUCAUUUUGAUAAGAAUAUCGUUUUUGAUACGAUUUUCGAUAUGGAAUAUUUUGUAUCGACAUAUCAAAUUCACCUUUUCGACAUCCCUAGCUCGGUCAACAGAAGAACGAAGGUCUUCGGUCGAGGCACUUUCCCCGACGCGGGUGACCAGCAGACUAGUGAUGCACUCUGGGCGCCCUGUCGAAACGGACGUCAGACCGGCCACGGCAGAGGUGGCCAG
Messenger RNA from Iphiclides podalirius (scarce swallowtail), 255 nucleotides. NCBI's taxonomy places the organism in Eukaryota, Metazoa, Arthropoda, Insecta, Lepidoptera, Papilionidae. The record is from the annotation of a GenBank genome assembly.